AAUGGUUUAAUAUGAUCAUACGACUGGUUGACAAAGAAGAGAAGAUAAAAACAAAGUUACGGAUCAAACCCCAACUCUAGCUACAACCUUAAAAUGUAAUCCCAAACCGACAUUACCACUAGCUUCAACACUGGCUUCAUGUAUCUUUGCUUGUUAAAUUAAAAUGGCCAUCACAUAAAUGCAAAGCAAAAGUUGCACUGCAUUAUGGGAUUAUUUUUCAUCAAUAAAAGUUUUUUUUAAAUAUGUGGUUUCUGUAAUUGUGACUUGAUAAUGGUGUUAUUAAGAAGAAAACAGCCAUAGAAGACCAAAUGGGGCCUGCAAUUCAGAAAAGCAAAACAGAAAUGACACAAGGUCCGGAAGUGGAGCCGCUCGUGUUGAGACAAGUUUAUCGUUUCCCGGCAGAUAUUUCCUCUGCAUGUAGUUAGUUAUGACUGCACGAUAAGGGAUCAUAUUUCGAAGCCAAAUUGGAGAUAUGACCUAUAAAGUCCGCAUUAGGAAAAAAAAAUAAACAAAGUUAUGUUAUCGCUGGGAUGUAACCUUUGAACAUUGCAAAGCACGUAAUGCAGUAAGGAUCAGAAACAUCCCCGGGGUAAGAAUCUCACAGAGGCCAACCCACAAGGAAGUCCCCCCCCACCCCCCCUCUUAGUGAAGUAAAAGCGUAACAGAGAGUGUUGAGCUGCAUGCGGGUCAAAGGGGCACAAAAACAUGGGGAAAUAUUUAUUUUUGCUGGUUCUGGUGCUCUGUCUCAACGGAACGCUUCAGAAGAAAGGUAAAAAAAAGUUAAACAAUCCAGUGCAGAAGAACACCACCCAAGUUGUGUUUCCCAGAACCUUCAAAGGACAACCGCUGGCACGGACCCGCUUCUUCUCUUCGAACAGGACACGCCUUCCCGCAGCCUCACCUCCCUGGCUCCGGUUGCUAAGCAACAGCACCGCCGGGUACCUGAACGGCCCCCUGAGCACCAAAGUCCUCCCCUUGACCUACAUGCUGGUCGUGGCCGUGGGGGUCCCAGCCAACGUGGCCAUCCUGAGCGCGCUGGCCACCAAGGUGCGAGCGGUGUCCUCGGCCAUCCUCUACAGCAGCCUGGCGGUCUCUGACCUCCUCCUGCUGGUCUCGCUGUUCUUCAAGGCCCACUACCAUCUCCAUGGCAACCACUGGGUGCUGGGAGAGGCCGCCUGCCGGGUGGUCACGGCUUGUUUCUAUGGCAACCUCUACUGCUCGGCGCACACGCUGGCCUGCAUCAGCAUCCAGCGCUACCUGGCCGUGGUCCAUCCCUUUACGUACAAGCGUCUCCCUAAGCGCUGCUACAGCGCCUGGACUGCCGUGGCCGUCUGGGGGGUGUUCGCCGCCGCCGUCACACCCCAGCUGCUGGUGCGGCAGAGCUUUCGUAUCCACGAGCUGGGCCGCACCACCUGCCACGACGUGCUGCCGCUGGACCUGGGCUCGCACAUCUUCCUGCUACACUACAACCUCUUCCUGACACUGGUGGGACUCGUGGGCCCGCUGGUGGUGACGGUCCUGUGCCACGCUCGGAUCAUGUGCGAGCUGCAGCGGUCGCAUCUGGACUGGGCCGCCUACAUGAAAGCCAGUUCUCUGGUGUUUGUCAUCUUCCUUGUGUGCUUCACACCUGCGGGUGCGGUGCACUUCCUCCAUCACGUGCAGCUUUUUGUGGACGGUGCCGAGGGUUCCUAUGCGGUCUUCAACGUGGCCGUUUGUUUGUGCUGCGUUCAUGCCUGUUUGGACCCUUUCCUCUUUCUUCUCAUGUCCAAAUCUGCUGGAUCCAGGUUGUACUACAUCACCUCUCAGCCAUAAAGCCUCAGCAUGUCUUCUUGAGAAAUUUUACCUAUCAACAAUUCCUUAUGGUUUGGUUUUCACUAGUUACAAACAUACUCAAAUUAAAAUAAAAUGUUUUUUUUCUU
Messenger RNA from Hippocampus zosterae (dwarf seahorse), 1919 nucleotides. RefSeq names its product proteinase-activated receptor 3. Gene Ontology annotation, molecular function: thrombin-activated receptor activity. The transcript is spliced from 2 exons. The record is from RefSeq and is a predicted model, not a curated record. Bases 706 to 1812 code for a protein of 368 amino acids. Lineage: Eukaryota; Metazoa; Chordata; Actinopteri; Syngnathiformes; Syngnathidae. Gene Ontology annotation, biological process: positive regulation of Rho protein signal transduction; blood coagulation; phospholipase C-activating G protein-coupled receptor signaling pathway. Gene Ontology annotation, cellular component: membrane.